Salarias fasciatus (jewelled blenny) is the source of this 3725-nucleotide messenger RNA. RefSeq names its product cadherin-related family member 1. Bases 189 to 2780 code for a protein of 863 amino acids. Gene Ontology annotation, biological process: homophilic cell-cell adhesion. The record is from RefSeq and is a predicted model, not a curated record. Gene Ontology annotation, cellular component: plasma membrane. The transcript is spliced from 18 exons. Gene Ontology annotation, molecular function: calcium ion binding. Lineage: Eukaryota; Metazoa; Chordata; Actinopteri; Blenniiformes; Blenniidae.
AGAUCAGAGCAGUGGAAGAUGUCUGUGGAGGGACGGGAUGCGUCACUGGAUUAGUGCCUGAGAAUCCGUCCCAGCCUCUUCCUCCUGAGCCUGCUGAGACGCCUCCAGAAGGGCACGACACUCCCGGCUCCGCUCUCCCUCCACCAAGCCUUCCACAUGAGCCAGCCAAGCCUUACCUCCCCACCAGGAUGAAGAAAGAAAAGAAAACGCACGCUUUGCUGUUUCUCCUGCUGCUUCACUUCACCUUGGCAAGACAAACAGAUUAUGCUCCGUAUUUUCAUGACAAUGGCCCCAGCAGUACAAAUGGAAAUAUGGCCUUGUUCAGCAUCUCUGAGGACACGCCCGUCGGAACACAGAUAUACGUCCUGAACGGGACGGAUCCAGAGGGAGAUCCAGUGCGAUACGGUCUGACGUACGAAAAGGGCACAAAAGAAUAUUUUAAUGUAGAUCCUAAAACAGGAAAUGUUACUUUGAUUCAGGAGCUCGAUCGAGAGAAAGAAGCUGAAAUCUCAUUGCUUGUGAGCAUAACAGACGGUCGAAACAAAGUUGUUCAGACUGUCAGGGUGUUUGUCACAGACACCAACGACGAACCACCGGAAUUUCAAAACCUGCCUUUCAUCAUUGACAUUCCUGAGGACACUGCUCCAGGAAGUAGCAUCUACAAAGUUCAAGCAGUGGAUAAAGAUAUGGGCUCCGGAGGCAGCGUCUCAUAUUAUCUACAGACGUCCCCCUUCGCCAAGUUCACCAUUGAUGGGCACAGCGGGAUCCUCCGGGUCAAACCUGGAGAGACUUUGGACUACGAGACCACGCCUACACACUUUGUGACAGUGGUUGCAAAGGACGGAGGUGGGAAGUACAAAGGGAAGCACCAGGUGUUGACCUCCACAGCGACCAUAACAAUCAAUGUUCUUGACGCCCAGGACAUGCCUCCAUCCUUUGUGGGAACUCCAUACUUUGGUUACAUUUACGAAGUCUCCGUUCCUGGCUCAGAAAUAUUCACAGUAUAUGCCAAAGAUGGAGACCAAGGCAAUCCCAACCCCAUCCAUUAUUCCAUUGUAGAUGGAAGUGAUGGCGUGUUUGACAUAAAUAGCACCAGUGGGUGCAUCACUCUGACAACCUAUCCCUCCCAGCUGAAGAAUGAAUUGUAUGAAAUUAAAGUCAAGGCGUCUGAGGUUGGACCGAACGAUACGCUGCUGGAUUACGACAUCACCAUGGUGACGGUGCGGGUGGUGGAUCUCAACAACCAUCCUCCAACCUUCUACGGAGAAAAUGGACCUCAGAGCAAAUUCGAGGUCACCAUGUACGAGCACCCGCCCGCAGGGGAGAUCCUCCGAGGCUUCAAGAUCACAGUCAACGACUCUGACCAGGGAGCAAAUGCGAAGUUCAAACUGAGGCUGGUGGGACCGAACCGGGUGCUGCGAGUGGUUCCUCAGACGGUCCUGAACGAAGCGCAGGUGACCAUCAUUGUGGAGGACGCCUCUGGCAUCGACUAUGAAAAGGGGUCCACCCUUUCUUUCAAGCUGCUGGCGGUGGAGAUCGACACUCCCGAGCGCUUCAGUGCCACGGCCGACAUCCUGAUCAACCUGCUGGACACCAACGACAACGUCCCCAAGUUCACGUCGGAGUAUUACAUCGCCCGGGUGCCCGAGAACUCUCCCGGAGGCUCCAGUGUUGUGACUGUGACGGCAAAUGAUCCAGACACCGGGCCUUGGGGAAAAGUCAAAUACACGAUUUAUGGAUCAGGAUCAGAUUUGUUCGCCAUCAACCUGUGGACGGGCAUGAUCUCCACGCAGCCCUGGACCAGCCUGGACGCAGAGGUCAGGUCCAAAUACAACUUCUACGUCAAGGCCGAGGACUCGGAGGGGAAGUACAGUCUGGCUGAAGUGUUUGUCACCGUCCUGGACAUGAACGACCACUCCCCUGAGUUUCAUGACAAACUCCUGGAGAAGACCAUGGUCAUAGGCUCGCCUGUCAAAGUCGAGGCGGUGGACGACGACGCCGAGUCUCCAAACAACGUCAUCGAGUACUCCAUCACGGCGGCCGACCCUGAGAACGCGUUCGACAUCGACACCGAAACAGGCGAGAUCCAGCUGAAGCCCUACAUCAAGUCCAUGGAGAUCGUGGAGAACAUCACCAGGCAGAAGGACUGCAAGUGGUCUCUGGUGGUCCAGGCCAAGGACCGAGGCUCCCCGUCCUUCAGCACGACGGCGGUGGUCAACAUCGACAUCACGGAGGCGACUCCUCUCAAGGGGCCUAUGGCGGCCUUUUUAAUGAAAAGUAGGGACAAUCCUUUGAAAGCCCUAGGCAUGGUCACUGUUGUUGUUAGUGUGUUGGUAGGAGUGACUGUCUUGAUCUCUACGGCUGUGUACAUGCGCAACUCAAAGUCCAACAGGAUCAUGCCGGUACGCCGCAUCAUCAAGAGGAGACCCAGGGACCACCGGAGCUGGACCUUCAGCUUGCCCGGUGUCAAAUUCACCAACUCUUCGGAGAAGUUCCUCGUCGGCGACCCGGAGGGCGCCCCCCAGCGGGACUCAGGCAGCCCCCGGCCGAAGCCUCCGCCUCCCAUCGCUCCCUCGCUCCCCCCUCCGCCCCCCUCCAGCACACGGUCCUGCGAGAGGCCGCGGGCAGUCCCAACCAUAUCUGGUGCGCUGGCCUCCAAAGGCUCCAAGAAGGCGAAGUCAGGCCGCCGCAAAGAAGGAAACAUGAGCUCCGCUUUAGUGUCGGAGCUCAAAAUGAAGCUGGAGCAGAAAAUCAAUGAGAGCAACCAAGGUUAUUAUUAACUAUGGCGUACCAUGAUCUUUGUCAGCUUUUUGUUUGCUCUGAAUUCACCUGAACUACAUGUGAAGAUCUGGCAGGAUGAGCCCAGAUGUAAGAAAGGUAAUAUAAUCAUGGACUCCUUGACAAACCGGGUUCAGGGGAAGAAGUCUAACAGUCUGGUGCAGUCAGAGAUCACACACCACACUGCCAUCUUGAGGAGGAUUACAUCAGCUUAGCAAAAAGAAGCACCGCUGUAAAUUCCCCCAGAGGAACAUGUAAUAUAUUCAACCAGAGAAAAAAAAGGAUUUUUGCCCUUUAAAUCCUUAAAAAGAAUCCUUGAUGCUUCUUGGAGCAUGCAAAUGAAGGACACUUGGAAGAAAAAAAACACAGAUUUUUAUGAAGUGCUAAAGGACCUGUGUGGUAAUAUUUUUAUUGUGUUACGUCGGCGGCUGAGAAGUUGCUUUUUUUGUAUGAUUACAAUGUGCCACGGUAGAUUCUCCCAGUAACAGAGCUCGGUUUAAUUUAUUUGAGUGAGUAAAUAUAAGAAAUGCAGAAAGAUGCUUUUAUAUAACUGUACAUGGGCCCCUUUUAUUUACGCAGCGUGACAUGAUUUCCUUAUUUUAUAGACUACAUAUAUAACAAGAUUCAAAUUCCAUCUCGCAAUAGUACAUGCCAUCAGAUUGCCAUGUAUACAAUUACUUUGAGGAUUCAGAUAUUUAAAUGUAGAUGCGGUUUCAAACAUUCAGGGUCCACAAUGAUACUUUCCAUGUUAUUCUUCAAUGCCUUCAAAUGUAGGCAAAUAAAAUGUUAUCAGAGUAAUGAAUAUCUAGUAUUUGAUUAUAUCUUAACUUAUUACUGUUUUAAGUAAGUUAGGGUCAACUAUAUAUCUUAAAUGUGGAUUGCAUUUGCCUGGUCCUUCAAAGUAACAUAUUUGUACCGUCUUUGUACUGUCUUGAUUUUGAAUAAAU